AUGGAGAGGGAGAGCAGUGAAGAAGAGAUUGCUGCUUCAAGGAUCCCAAGAGGAGGCCCAAUCUAUCUUCCCAACAUGGUCAGACAAGUUUCUACAGUGCCCGAGUUUCAAUCUUCGUGUCUCAGUCUCCUCCCUGAUUUGGAAACUCAAUUAGCUUCUCCUUCCUCUUCUCACCAAUAUGAUAUCUCAUUUUGUAUUGACGAGGAACUCACUGAUAUGGCUAUGAAGGAAGCCUUUAAGGAAGAUAACCUUUCUUUACACCAGCAGCAAGAUGAUGUGAAAAUACAUUGGCUGGGAAUGGAAGUAGGAAAAGAAGGAGGACUGUAA
Molecule: messenger RNA, 327 nt
Organism: Eruca vesicaria subsp. sativa (arugula)
Lineage: Eukaryota; Viridiplantae; Streptophyta; Magnoliopsida; Brassicales; Brassicaceae
Source: the annotation of a GenBank genome assembly